Messenger RNA from Blepharisma stoltei, 2413 nucleotides. NCBI's taxonomy places the organism in Eukaryota, Ciliophora, Heterotrichea, Heterotrichida, Blepharismidae. The record is from the annotation of a GenBank genome assembly.
AUGCUUGCAAUUAUUUUUACAAUAAUUUUGAUCAUUCUAGCAUAUGUCAUUUUUUAUCGAAGAAAAAAUCAUACGAUUCACCAGAAACCGCAGCAAUUUUUCAAAGAUUAUUCGAUAGGCUUUUAUAAAGAUCAUUUAUCAAAGAUAUCGCCUCAGAAGAGAUCAGAAUUCAACUUACUUAUAGAUAAUUUUAUUACUCCUUAUUCAAAAAUUAAUUAUGAAUUAAAACACCUUGAUACUUCAACAAUAAUUUUAGUCACAGAAGAACAGCAAUUUCAUGAAGCAUUAAACAUAUUAAAAAACUAUGAAGUUUUAGGCUUAGAUGUAGAAGAGCAUAGAUUAAGAUCUUAUUUAGGGUUUAUUUGCUUAAUACAAAUAUCUACUCCUGAAUUCACUUAUUUAUUUGAUGCAAUAAAGCUUGCUCCCCCUUUAAAUUGAAACAGCAAAUCCUGUUCCAAAUUUAAAGGUUUUUAUUUUUAAACAUUUUUUAUAAAAUUAAAAAAAAAAUAAAUUGAAUGCAAAUAUUUUGGUUUUUAAUUUAUUUUUAGAAUAAUUAAUUUAAAAAAUUAAAACCAUUCGGUGUGAAAGCCGUUUAAAAUAAUAUUCUAGUUGCACGUUUUCCAGUAAUUAGGUCAAAAUUAACUUUAUAAAAAUUAGAAUUUUCACCAAAAAAAUUUCUAAUUAAAGAGGGUUAAAGUACCCAAAAAUGGAAAUUUACCUAUAUUUGGUCCAAUUUAAAGGGUGGGAAGUUCGGAAAUAUAUCCCUGAGCUUUCAGUUGUUUUAGAAAAUCAAAAUAUUUGCAAAGUUUUGCAUGCCUGCAGUAACGACAUACAAUGGCUUCAACGAGACUUUGGGAUUUGUAUUGUAAAUGUAUAUGAUACACAAAUAGCAGCGAGACUAUUAAAUUUCAAAAAUUUAGGCUUAAAUUCCUUAUGGAGCGCUUACUGUAAUUAUCAAAUGACAUCUGAAGAGAAAAUUAAAUUUCAAACUUCUGAUUGAAGGCUGAGACCUUUAAAGAAAGAAAUGAUAGAAUAUGCAGCUAGGGAUUCCCAUUAUAUGAUAUAUUUAAUGUCUAUUACUACAAAUUUAUUAUCAGAGGAGCAGCUGAGGAUAAUAAGGAAAGAAACAAAUGAAAUAUGCAAAAACGAAUAUUUCUUAAAAGAAAUUAAUAGUGAAAUAUGUGAAAAGGCAUUCAAAAAAUAUUGCAAGCAACCUUUAGAUGCACAAACACAAUAUAUUUUAUUUGAACUUUUUAAACUAAGAGAUAGAAUAGCAGCUGAGCUUGAUGAAAGCUGCCACUAUAUGUGUCCUACAGAUAUAUUGGUUAAUAUUGCAGUUGAAAGGCCCAGAAAUUUAAAGCAGUUAAAAAAAUUAAUCAAUGAUAGCGCCAAGAUUCCUAUAAUAAAAAGCUCAGUAAAUGAUAUAUUUGAAAUAAUAGCAAAAGGUUUAGAAAUUCCAUACAAAUUAAUAGGAAAUGAUGAUAUCAAAAAUCAAAGAAAUAAUAAAAAAAUUAACAAUAGAAACAAGCUAUUUGGUAAAACCCCUGAAGGGACAAGAGACCAUGAAAAUUAUGAAAUCCAAGCACCUAAUGGCAGUGUGCUUUGCUACGCUUCUAAAUCUAAAUCAAAUUGAUAUUUAGAAAAAGGGCUUGCAACUCUUAUCGAAAAAGACCCACAAAUAAUCAGACUAAAUUUCGAGCCUAAAGGUAAUGGAUAUUCUGACAUAUCAGUUCAUCCAUCAGCUUAUACAGUAGAAAAAAAGAAAAAAUGCGUAGUGUGUGGGUUUAAAGGAGACUAUUUAAAGUAUCACGUUGUUCCUCUAUUAUAUAGACAAGCUUUUCCAGAUAAUUAUAAGUCUCAUAGAUGUCAUGAUGUUGUAAAAUUAUGCAUCCCUCAUCAUGAACAAGCUAAUAAAUUUAGCGAAAUUUUAAAGCAAAAAAUAUCAGUUGAGUAUAAUGUUCCUUUAUAUGAAACUGGAGAAAUGCAUAAGAUUAAUAGAGACUUAAAAUCAACUCAAAAAGUAUGCAUUCAGCUGCUAAAACAUGGAGAAAAAAUGCCAAAUGAUAAAAAAAAUGAAUUAGAAGCAAAAGUUAUGGACUUUUUAAAUGGAAAUGAAGAGUAUAAGCUUCUUGUUGAAGAAAAACUAAAAUGUGAUAUUAAUGAAAAUAAGAAUGGCCUAAUUGAAUUUUUAGCUCAAGAAAAUAAUACUCAAGAGAUUUUAAAUUUGCAUGGAGAUGUGAACUGAAAAAAGCAAAGUAGCAAUAUGCAUGGGAUUAGAGUUUUAGAAAAGGUGGGAGAUUUGCAGGAAUUUAUUAAUAGAUGGAGAGUAAAUUUUAUUGAAACUAUGAGUCCAAAAUUUCUCCCUAAAGCAUGGAAAGUUGAUGCAGCUAUUAAUUUAGGAAUUAAUUUAUAA